Messenger RNA from Gastrolobium bilobum, 975 nucleotides. RefSeq lists its product as uncharacterized. The transcript has 6 exons. NCBI's taxonomy places the organism in Eukaryota, Viridiplantae, Streptophyta, Magnoliopsida, Fabales, Fabaceae. The record is from RefSeq and is a predicted model, not a curated record. Gene Ontology annotation, biological process: rRNA 5'-end processing. Bases 46 to 756 code for a protein of 236 amino acids.
AUUACUGUUUUUCAUUAUCCUCUCUAUUAUCCUUCUCUGUGUCCAAUGUGUACCCAGCAACUGCUACAUCUACCACCCCAGAAACUCCUCUUCUGUUCUUCACCUCCAAAUGUUACAAAAAACCAAUCUUUUGUGGAAAAGUGUUGGACCCAGAAUGGUAAAAAUUGUUAUAGCAGAGUAAAGGCAACAACUUUGGAUGAACUUCCCCCAAACGCUCUUCGCAGGAAAAGAGACCCUCAAUGGAGAGGAGGCUUCAGCCUUGGAGUUGACUUGGGAAUGGCUCGCACUGGCCUUGCUCUCAGUAAAGGAUUCUCUAUUCGCCCUUUAAUGGUUUUGGAACUGCGAGGACAGAAGCUUGAGGUCCAGAUUCUUAACAUUGCCGAACAAGAGGAGGCUGAUGAGUUUAUAAUUGGACUUCCUAAAUCUUUUGAUGGGAAGGAAACACCACAGUCGAACAAAGUCCGUAGUGUUGCUGGAAGGCUCGCUGUUCGAGCUGCUGAGAUGGGUUGGAGAGUAUAUCUACAGGAUGAACAUGGGACAACAACAGAAGCCGUAGAUCGAAUGAUCAACCUGGGCCUAAGUAAGUCCUCUCAGCAGAGCAAACUUGAUGCCUAUGCUGCCAUGAUGGUACUGGAGAGAUAUUUCUCCACAUCAGGUGAGGAUACUGAACUUGUUCUGCCCAGGAAUCUAGAACUACAAGAGAAACUUCAAAGGGGACCUCCCAAAGAUGUUGAUUUUUUCUCAGAUGAAGAUUAAUCACAAAAUAAAUGCUUUGUGCCAUUUGCUUCUGUGGCGAAUAUUAUGGUUGUUCCUGGUAGUAAGGGUUGAUAACAUGGGAUGCAGCUUGUACCAUUCCAUCAUUCAUGUUUACAAAUUACAAGUAUGCAUGAGAAAGUUGAAAAGAGAGAAAGAUAUUCUAAGAAUCAGUAAUGAACAUGAAGGAUUUGGAUUUUACGACUGGAAAGGGAGGGCAGC